GACGAACACUACUAGCCGCCGUGACCAGUUUCCUCUCAUCUCUCCCCAAGACACACCACCCCCUUUUUCUUGUUUUUGCACCCCCCGAUGGGAGAGAUCAGAACCAUCCAAAAGGCAAAAAGGCAUAGAGAACCGUGUUAGAGAAAGAGAGAGAGAAUCAAUUCAAUCUUGUAGCUACUGUCCCAAUCUUGACAACGUUAUCUCCUUGUAACUUUGAUAACUAUGCCCCCAACAUAAACACACACACACAUGGAUUUGCUUAAACUAGCCCCUUAAUUAUUGUUUCACAUACAGCACCAAAAUAGUAUUCCAAAGUCCAAAUACAUGUUCAACUUUCCUUCUUCUUCCUCCUCUAUGAACUGAACCCAUCAAGCCUCUUUUUUUCUAGAUUCAUCUUGUUGCCUCCCAAAAUGGCAGCUUGUGCUUUGUUUACUGGCGGUGUUAACACCACAGAAGAAGGCAAUGUCACCAACAACAACAACAACUGUGGAAGUAGCUCAAACUCCAGCAACAUGAGCAGUGAAGAACAACAACACACCCUGCUUCAAACCAUGCCACAGCCUCAUUCUGAGAGGAAAAUGGUGAGAAAAAGAAUGGCCUCAGAAAUGGAACUUCAUCACAACAACAACAAUAUCAACAACUCAACCGCCACUAGGUUCUCUAGGAGAAGCAGCACCAACAUGUCCUCUAUGAAUUGUUCUUUACCAGCCACAGAAAAAGCAGCAGCAGCAGCAGCAACAACACCAACAACAUUAGCUGCAGGUACUUGUAAUAACAACAAUAACUAUCAUUAUAAUAAUAGUACUAACAAUAACAAUAUCAAUAACAAUAAUAAUGGUCUUAGUCAUAGUAGUACUUUGUCAAGAGAUAACGUUGCUGCUGCUAUUCAAAUUCCAAAUUACCCCACUGUGACCGUCACAACCAACUACUCCACUAUGCUUCUACCUUCUUCCAUUGUCAAUUCCUCUGCCUCCUCCAUUCCCUCUUCCACCACCAUUGCUUCUCCAAACUACCAUUUCCAAGGACUAGUUGAAAACCAAAACCAAAACCAAACCCAGGACCAAAACCCUGUGCCUCAAGUUUGUGGAUUCUCUGGUUUACCACUGUUUCCAUCUCAAAACCAAAGAAACAACAACAGAAACAGUGGUAGCAGUGGUGUUGUUGAAGUUGUUUCUGCUUCUUCUCCUUCAAUGGAUGAUACUUCAGCAACAUCUAACUGGAUUGAUGGAAUAUUGAAGGAUCUCAUCAACAGUUCCAACACUGUUUCCAUUCCUCAACUCAUCAGCAACGUGAGGGAGAUCAUAUAUCCUUGCAAUCCCAACCUUGCAGUGGUUCUUGAACACAGGUUGCGCCUUCUAACAGAGUCUGCACCACCACCAAGCUCAUCUGUUGAACAGAGAAAAAGGGGUUUGCCUCCACCUAAUGGCAUUGUUCCUAGUUUGCAUUUUCCUGAUCCGUCAGUUAAUCAAAACAUGUAUUCCAAUUGGGGUGUGCCUCCAAUCAACAACCCCAACAACACCAACAAUAACAACCCUUCAGUUUCAUUGAUUACUUUACCUUCUCCACCAUCUACACACCAGAGUUAUUCUCCAUCACAAGAAAAGCAACAGCAACAGCAUCAGCAGAAUCAAGAGGAAGAUCUUGCAGUUGCUGCAUCAGCAGCAGCAGCAGCAGCUACAAGCAGUGCUGAAAUGGUGCUGGCUAGGAAGAAGAAAGAGGAGAUUCAGGAGCAGAAGAAGAAAGAUGAAGAGGGUUUGCAUCUUCUCACUUUACUCCUCCAGUGUGCAGAAGCAGUUUCAGCUGAGAAUCUAGAAGAUGCAAACAAGAUGCUACUUGAGAUUUCUCAACUCUCCACUCCAUUUGGCACAUCAGCACAGCGUGUAGCAGCAUAUUUCUCAGAAGCCAUAUCAGCAAGGCUUGUGAGUUCUUGUUUGGGAAUCUAUGCAACUCUUCCACACACCCCACUUAGCCAAAAGGUAGCAUCAGCUUUCCAAGUCUUCAAUGGGAUCAGCCCCUUUGUAAAGUUCUCACAUUUCACAGCAAACCAAGCCAUACAAGAAGCCUUUGACAGGGAAGAGAGGGUGCACAUCAUAGAUCUUGACAUAAUGCAGGGUUUGCAGUGGCCCGGGCUUUUCCACAUCCUUGCUUCCAGGCCCGGCGGGCCUCCUUAUGUGAGGCUCACGGGCCUGGGAACCUCCAUGGAAGCCCUUGAGGCCACUGGCAAACGGUUGUCCGAUUUUGCCAGCAAGCUUGGGCUUCCAUUUGAGUUCUUCCCAGUUGCUGAGAAAGUUGGGAACCUUGACCCUGAGAGGCUUAAUGUGAGCAAAACAGAAGCUGUUGCUGUCCACUGGUUGCAACAUUCCCUCUAUGAUGUCACAGGAUCAGACACCAACACUUUGUGGCUCUUGCAGAGGUUGGCUCCUAAAGUGGUGACUGUGGUGGAGCAGGACCUGAGCAAUGCGGGUUCUUUCUUGGGAAGGUUUGUGGAGGCCAUACACUACUAUUCAGCAUUGUUCGAUUCUCUGGGGUCUAGCUAUGGGGAAGAGAGUGAGGAGAGACAUGUGGUGGAGCAGCAGCUACUUUCGAGGGAGAUUCGGAAUGUUCUGGCAGUUGGGGGGCCAUCAAGGACAGGAGAGAUCAAGUUCCAUAACUGGAGGGAAAAGCUUCAGCAGUGUGGGUUCAGAGGGAUCUCACUGGCUGGGAAUGCUGCAACACAAGCUAGUCUUCUCCUUGGGAUGUUCCCUUCUGAAGGGUACACCUUGGUAGAGGACAAUGGGAUCCUUAAACUUGGUUGGAAAGACCUUUGCUUGCUCACUGCUUCAGCUUGGAGACCUCCCUUCACUGCCAUUCCCCAUCAUCAUAACUAGUCUCCUCCUAUGCCAAGCUUUCUGAUGUGGUGAUGGCAUUGUCAUAUGAGAGCAUACUUGGAUUCACUUUCAGAUCUUCCAGAAUCAGUUCUGCUCCCAUAAGUGCACUAUGAGUCACAUCUCCUAGAAUCAAUUCUCCUUCCAACGUGAAAAUCCACUGUUUAUCCAAAUAUGCACUGAUUCUAAUCCUCUUCAGCAUCCCUCUGUUCCUUAGUUUAGAAUGAGAGAUUGUUACGUGUUUACAAAGCAUGUGAUUUAUCUUGCAAGAAUGUGUACCAACUCAGCAAUAUGACAUGAAAAAGAAUAUAGGUAAGAUAGAAGAAAGUGAUGUCAAAAUGGCUGAAGUGGUACAUGUUUAGUGAUAGUAUUUUAUUGAGGGAACUUAAAACGGAUGUUACUAUGAUGUUUUGACUUUUAUGGGUAUUGGUAUAGCCUUGGUGAAUGAGUAGUUUAAUGAUUAGGCGCUGGUUUACUUACUAAA
This is a messenger RNA of Lotus japonicus, 3348 nucleotides long. Its product is annotated as protein SCARECROW-like. Gene Ontology annotation, cellular component: nucleus. The record is from RefSeq and is a predicted model, not a curated record. Bases 411 to 2867 code for a protein of 818 amino acids. The transcript has 2 exons. Gene Ontology annotation, molecular function: sequence-specific DNA binding; DNA-binding transcription factor activity. Gene Ontology annotation, biological process: maintenance of protein location in nucleus; leaf development; gravitropism. NCBI's taxonomy places the organism in Eukaryota, Viridiplantae, Streptophyta, Magnoliopsida, Fabales, Fabaceae.